Molecule: messenger RNA, 1337 nt
Organism: Aspergillus heteromorphus CBS 117.55
Lineage: Eukaryota; Fungi; Ascomycota; Eurotiomycetes; Eurotiales; Aspergillaceae
Product: PfkB family carbohydrate kinase
Exons: 3
Coding region: 1-1158 (385 amino acids)
Source: RefSeq, a predicted model, not a curated record
AUGAUGGAAGGUCGUGGCGCCGCUGAGCGCUCCGGAGACAAUGUGGAAUUCUGCACAAUGGGCAUGUUCAUUCUUGGGGGUGCGGCCUCGUUUGCAGUCAUCGGCGCCCGUCUCGUUGCUGGGAAAGAAAGCUCGCAAGCGGUCAGUUGGAUUGUGGACGUUGGCUCCGACUUUCCUCCGGAGGUCCUUGAGGUUAUAAACUCCUGGGAUACCAACUGCGUAAUACGAGAGGACCCCGGGAGGUUGACGACCAGAGCCUGGAAUGGCUACGGUCCUAACGAGAAGCGAGACUUCAAGUAUCUGACUCCCAAGUUGCGGUUGGAACCAGAGAUGCUGUCGGACGCCCAAGUGUUCUCCAAGACCUUCCACAUGGUCUGCUCUUCCUCCCGCUGUAUUUCAAUCGUUCAGACCAUCUUACGCCGGCGAGAAGAGCUACGGCAAGCGGGCAAGGCACCCUCCUCUGAGCACGCCAUGAAAAGGCCCGUAUUUGUCUGGGAGCCCGUUCCAGAUCUGUGUACCCCAGAGGAGCAAGAGCAGUUCCUUGCUGCAAACCAAGUAGUAGAUGUGGUGAGCCCUAACGAACUAGAACUCGGCAUGAUGUUCGGUCACACUGGUUGGAGCGAAGAGACAGACUAUGGGAUGGACAUAGUGAAGAAAAUCCUCGAUUCGGGGAUUGGGCCUGACGGAAAUGGACAUCUGGUGAUCAGGGCAGGUAAAGACGGCAGCUACUCAUACUCGAGGGCCCAGAGGGUCUGGCUGCCCGCCUACCAUCAGCCCAGCGCCUCAGAGUCGUCUCCGGUGGUUGAUCCCACCGGUGCGGGUAACUCUUUCCUGGGAGCUCUAACGCAAGGCAUGGUCGGUGCAGAUAGAGGUCCGGCCAGGAUUAUCGACUCGGUUCUCGCGGAGUCUACGACGUGGCAGAAGGCAGUGAAAGCUGGUUCAAAGCAUGAUCAUAUCCUGGCUGCCUUGAUCUUCGCUACUGUCGCAGCCAGUUUCGUGGUGGAGCAGAUCGGGGUGCCUCACAUAUCUACAUCUAGCGAUGGGAGGGAGCUUUGGAACGAAACUGAGUUCACGGAACGGGUCCGUCUGUACACACAGCGCCUGUAUCGAACAUUCGAAGAGUCUCCUCAGAAGCACUUUCAGAUCAAGAUCAACUGACCGAUUGAAGAACGCCCUUCUAUUGUCGUACAGCCCACAGGAUUAUGAAACAAAAACCGAUCAUGCCAUAGAAAUCCUCCACGGUUGCCUUUUCCCCUCUGCUCGUCAUCACACUGCCGUUCUAUGACUGGUUCUUCGCCGCUUGUUGUCUUUCGUGCUCAAUGAUUUCCCUGCUCCAG